This is a messenger RNA of Orussus abietinus, 3035 nucleotides long. RefSeq lists its product as uncharacterized. The transcript has 3 exons. NCBI's taxonomy places the organism in Eukaryota, Metazoa, Arthropoda, Insecta, Hymenoptera, Orussidae. Bases 322 to 981 code for a protein of 219 amino acids. The record is from RefSeq and is a predicted model, not a curated record.
ACAUGGCACCGCGGGAUCGGCUCAGUUGCCCUCCGGACGUCGUCGAGGGUGCGUCGCCGUGCCACGCUCGCUCGCAUUCCAAGGGCUCUUCCCUUAUUUCAAGGCAUAGCUUGGUCGCCCUAACCUCGUUUUUAACCCUUUCGGUGAAACUCCGAUUAAUCGACACGGUUAUACCUAUAAUAGAGCUUCCGUCGGGUACGCGGAGUGACCGAUAAACCCUGUGCCGCGAAAUACCGAUAAAGGACUGCUCAACUUCGCGUUGAAUUUCCCAUCAAGGAAACCCGGGGAACCGAAAGUCGCCCGAGUUCCAACUGAAGAAACAUGGCGCCGACCAUAUGCCUCUCGGAACUCCCCGUUACGAGGGGCUCAUCCAGUCCGUAUACCCGGAGGCGGCUCAAGACUCACAAUGGAGGAAUCGGGAAGCGCCAGCAACAUCACCAACGGGCCGAUAUCAAGCAGAUAUUAAACGCACCGUCCGAGGACAGCAUACCCGCGCCGCCCUCCGAGAACUUCCUCUGGGAUCCCCAAUUUGCGACGGAUUCCUGCACCCCGGUGGUUUUGAACUCCUCGCAGAAUUCCACGGCUAGGGUCCCGAAAGAUCCCCAAGAAUAUUGGAAGACGAUCAUCACGAGACGCGAAGGUCUUUUAAACAUCGUAAGCCGUACCAUGGCGCUGGUACGACGCAAUCAAAUACUGCAGAAACGAGUGAACGCCCUGAGGGCCGAGACGCAAGAUUUCAUCCAAUCGGUCCUCAGCAACCCCGAAAACAAGCAAUGCCAGGAAAAUAAAGAAGCCCCUUCCAAGGAAUCCGUCGUUUCCUCGACAACCGACGAGGUCUCCACGACGCCAACGUCACCUCCAACUUCGGACUCGAUGAAUACCUUGACGAAUUGCGUAACGUCAACGUCCUCCUCUUCGGAGUUCGACAGCGACACGUCCAUGGAUUACGCCUCGGAUGAUUCUGAGAACUCUAAGUUGUAAAUCGGGAAACAUCCGCGGCAGACCCGAUCGACGGAUUCUGCCUUUCCGAUCGAACAGCGCGAUGCAAUCGGCUUUUCUAUGGUAGAUGCUGCGAAGUUGUCGAGCUCCGAUAGUGCAUAGAGUUAAAGGGCUGGUCCACGUAGGACGUGAGAUGUCAUAAUGAACCCGAUAAGAAUGAAUUACGAGCCUCUGAAAGGGUCCAUCAAAUGUUUGUCACUAUAAACAAUGCACCAACGAGGGAGUCUCCUCUGCGACGAAGGGCGGAAUUGAACUGGGGGUAAUUGUAUUUGUAAUACCCGUGAAGGCGCAUUAUGGGAAUCAAUAAUUCACUUGAGACGUAUAUUCUGUAGUAUCGAAUAGUGAAGUGGGACGAGGAUAGUAGCAGGAUACGUCAAGUUCGUGGUUUUGUUGCAUGAUCGCUUUAGCGUUUCUUGAUGCAGAAUCGACUCGUUCGGUCAGAGUGAAAAGGAGAAAUUCGGUUAACGAGGUCGUAAAAUCGCAGGGAAUCGGAAUGGUUUCGUUUGUGGGAUCAUGGUCGAGUUGUUUUUAUGGUGUACUUUAUGCGGAUGAUUUCGCGAGGCGAGUUAAGAUAGAACUCUCUAUUUAUGUUACUCCACGAGAAGUCUCGAGUACCCCUUUGUGAAAGUACGGACUUAAAUGCCGCGUUGACGGUUUUCUUGCGCUUAGGCUAAGCUUAUACACGUUGAAGACGUUAAAUUACAGAUCGUAGAAUAAAUGCCGGAUUAUCGGAUUCGCGUACUGGGAGCAGUAGUGUCCGAAAUGCUACUAUAGAUAGUAGUAAGUCCGCAUGGAUCGUGCAAACCGCAAUUGGUAAAUUUCGCUCAGAGGUUUACCAGAAUAUCAAUCCCACAAGCAAUGUAAAUUCUGUAACUAAACGGUUUUGUGAUGGUGUGAUAAUCAUUGUAAUUUAGGGAUAGUACUACGUAAUUCGACAUUUAAAUCAGGCACGUGAUAAUAAAUAAGUAUAUCUCCUUAAUGUCGAUUCUACACUCGAACAAAUUAUCAAUAGAGUUUGUGCCUAGCAAUGCAGAACUAACUUCCGAUUAUUAGAGCAAUAUGAAUAAUUAUAAUUUACCGCGUUUAGGAGUAAGGUCGUGGGUAUGACCCAGGUGAGACAAUUUGGCGCGUUUCCUUCUCUGCUCGGCUGUUGGGUGUUGAGAGGAAACUGACUUUCUAACUUUUUACGCUUGAUAAGUAUAUUAUCCGAGCAAGCGCAAAUGGAGAAAAUAUUUUCUUACGGAAUUUCGUGUGUAUUGGUGGUGCGGAAUCGAAAUGCGCUAAAGUGUGGGUAUUACUGAUAAGGUAUAAAACGUAGCUUCUACCAUAUCAACGUGCUUAGCUUAGCAUCGUAGGAGAGCAUAUUUUAUAUCACUUUAGAACGCGGAACAACCAAAUUAAAUAUCUUUACAUAGGUCGUCGCGAGAUGUAUGUUGUAUGUCCACGUAUUCCGAAUCUUCAUCGUUCUUCAUUUUCAUUUUAUUACCUUUUAGAUGCUUGUAGUGUAAGCUCGCGUAUAUUACUGUAUAUUUCACGGUGAUCUCGCUUUUUCUUAAGCCCUUGUGAAUUCAUUUUUAGAGCGAUGCAGAAAAAUCGACUCCCAAUUUUACUGGUCUUACCAGGUGUUAGUUUUAAUACCGAACUUCCUUUAGAUCUUCAUGGUUUCUUGUAAAUUGCUCGUAGUUAACAAUAGGUGAAGCGAUUAGUACUCCGAGUCUUAAAAUCGCUGAUACAGAUGCUUUCCGAAUGGUUUGUACCUAUCGGCCGACUUGCACUAGCGCAAGUGAAAAACAAUCUACAGAUUCCUGCACAAAGGGAUAAUACACGUGUACGUGAAAGUUAGCAUGUGAUGUUUCAUAGUGUUCGACGCAUAUGACAUCGAGUUUAUUAUAAAUAAUUUAUUUAUUUAUUGUACGGCGUAUCAUCAGAGAUUCAACAUUCAUUACCUUUAUAGUAUUAAAUAUAUAAUCAACUUGAUUCCCGAACAUGUUGAAAAAAUAGACACCUUUGAAUAAACCGUAAGAUUUUAUUAAUUA